AUGGUCAACCAAUUUGAGAAGAAUGAUCCAAGAUUCAUCGGCGGCAAGACCCUGCUGCACUACUUUGGUGUGGCUGACCAGUCCGCCUGGGCCAACAUCGGCGCCAUCUUUGGCUUUUUUGGGGUGUUCAUGGUGUUCACGUGGCUGGUUCUGAGCUUCAGGCGUUAUGAGCGGCGGUGA
Monoraphidium neglectum is the source of this 180-nucleotide messenger RNA. RefSeq lists its product as hypothetical. Lineage: Eukaryota; Viridiplantae; Chlorophyta; Chlorophyceae; Sphaeropleales; Selenastraceae. The transcript has 3 exons. The coding region runs from base 1 to 180 and encodes 59 amino acids. The record is from RefSeq and is a predicted model, not a curated record.